AUGAAACUUGAAGUGUUCUCCGCAAGCCACUUCCUUCAGAAGCCCAUGGAGGUGUGCAGUCACAGUGACGCCGAAGGUAGCGUCCCCUCUCCCCUAUCCGGGGAGGAGCUGGGCUCAGACGGCGACUGCGUGGCCAACAGCCCGGCACCUGCUACCCCGAGCAGCGGCGAUGGCAAGGGCAAACCCUACACCCGCAGACCCAAGCCGCCCUACUCCUACAUCGCACUCAUCGCCAUGGCCAUCCGGGACUCCGGCAGCGGCCGGUUGACUCUGGCCGAGAUCAACGACUACCUGAUGAAGAAGUUCCCGUUCUUCCGGGGCAGCUACACCGGCUGGCGGAACUCGGUGCGCCACAACCUGUCGCUGAACGACUGUUUCCUCAAGGUGCUCCGGGACGCUUCCAGGCCAUGGGGCAAGGACAACUACUGGAUGCUGAACCCGCACAGCGAGUACACCUUCGCUGACGGGGUGUUCCGCCGCAGGAGGAAGCGCAUCACUAAGGGCCGGUCCGGUGGUUCCAAUAAGGACACCGACACCCCAGACAUCCAGACCCCAGGCGAGGAGACUCGCAUCUCGGCCACUCCAUCUGUGCCCUCCCGGGAAGAGAGGGUGAUGGGAGCCAAGUUCUCCAGCUCUUCCAGCUCCUUCUCCAUCGAUAGCAUCCUCAGCAAGCCCUUCAUACGUAGGGUGGACAGAGACCACACCGAUAGAGACAGUUCACAUGCCAACCCCGGUGCCCACCGGCUCUACUGGCCCGCCGGUGCUCACCACAUGCUGCCCUACACACUGGCCUACCCACCGGUACCCGCUGCUAUGGCGCACGCACAUGCACAGCACUCAUACCACCAGGUCAGCACCGGCGCGUCACACAUGUUGCACGUGUACAGGUGCAGCCUCGCGGAGCAAGCAGAGCACAGCAGGGACCCACUCACAGCUCUCCACAUGACGUCACAGGGCCACAUGCCAAACUCCGAUGCUGCUUUCUCCCCUGUGAAGAUGCACACAGCGCGAGUUGGCAGCUGUCAUCCUUACCAGAUAGAUUAA
This is a messenger RNA of Coregonus sp. 'balchen', 1044 nucleotides long. NCBI's taxonomy places the organism in Eukaryota, Metazoa, Chordata, Actinopteri, Salmoniformes, Salmonidae. The record is from the annotation of a GenBank genome assembly.